AUGCGCGCCAUACAAGUCAAGGAAUACGUCAGCGGUCCUCGCGACCUCAAAGUUGUUGACAUCCCGGACCCAACACCCUCGGACGAUCAAUACACAAUCGCCGUACGGGCUUGUGCCGCCAACUUCUUCGACCUGCUCCAAAUCCGCGGGAAGUACCAACACCAGCCCCCUCUUCCCUGGGUAUCAGGAGCGGAGUUCAGUGGUGUAGUCCUCGCAACACCAAAGUCCUCCAAACGACCAAAGUUCAAUGUCGGCGAUAACGUCUUCGGCUCUGCUCAGGGCGGUUAUGCCUACAAAGUGUGUGCUCACGAGAGCCAAUUACAGCCUAUGCCUUCGGGAUGGAGCUUCGCAGAUGCUGCAGGAUUGUUUGUGACGAUGCCAACAUCCUAUGCUUCUCUCGUGACCCGAGCGAACAUCAAAAAGGGAGACUGGGUCCUGGUGCACGCCGCUGCGGGAGGGGUUGGUCUAGCUGCUGUGCAGAUUGCAAAGGCGUUUGGAGCGACUGUUAUUGCCACCGCGGGAACACAACACAAACUCGAUGUUGCAAAGAGCUUCGGAGCGGACUAUGGCGUUGACUACAGGGAUGAGUCCUGGCCACAGAAGGUGUUGGAACUCACACCAAAGAAGCGCGGUGUGGACAUUGUCUACGAUCCGGUCGGUCUAAUUGAGAAGAGUACAAAGUGCAUUGCUUGGAACGGACGUUUGCUCGUCAUUGGUUUCGCAGGUGGCCCGAUUGAGAAGGUCGCUACGAACCGAAUCUUGCUCAAGAACAUUGCAGUCAUGGGUCUGCAUUGGGGAGCUUACGCAAAGUUCGAACCAGAGACCAUUCCGAAGACUUGGGAGGCUCUGCUGGCGAUGAUGGAGAAGAAGAGCAUCCGUGCAACCAACUAUACCGACAAGGUCUACAAGGGGCUGGAAUCCGUUCCAGCGGCACUUGAGGCAUUAGGUGGGAGAGAGACUUGGGGCAAGGUCGUUAUUGACUUGCCGGAAGCCAAGGAAAGCAAGCUAUAG
Molecule: messenger RNA, 1011 nt
Organism: Ramularia collo-cygni
Lineage: Eukaryota; Fungi; Ascomycota; Dothideomycetes; Mycosphaerellales; Mycosphaerellaceae
Product: related to quinone reductase
Exons: 1
Coding region: 1-1011 (336 amino acids)
Cellular component (GO): mitochondrion
Molecular function (GO): zinc ion binding; oxidoreductase activity
Source: RefSeq, a predicted model, not a curated record